AUGGACUCCCCGGAGCAGCGCUGUAUCGUCUUGUAUGAAGAUCCACUGGUGCACUACGAUCCCUGCUUGCUCGAUGAUCCACUCAUGCCAAAACUAACCAAUCGCCGCGUCUUCUCCUUCCUUGGUUAUGUGUUGCCCACAUGGCGAGGUGGACAUGGAGAGGUCAUUGGACUGGAGGUGAGGAAGGGGAACUGUGAGUAA
This is a messenger RNA of Dibothriocephalus latus, 201 nucleotides long. Lineage: Eukaryota; Metazoa; Platyhelminthes; Cestoda; Diphyllobothriidea; Diphyllobothriidae. The record is from the annotation of a GenBank genome assembly.